This is a messenger RNA of Procambarus clarkii (red swamp crayfish), 1068 nucleotides long. Its product is annotated as putative odorant-binding protein A5. The record is from RefSeq and is a predicted model, not a curated record. NCBI's taxonomy places the organism in Eukaryota, Metazoa, Arthropoda, Malacostraca, Decapoda, Cambaridae.
GUCAGUGUGUCGUCGGACGUCGGUGUGAGACCACGUGCGCCGGGCUGCCGUCUCCAGGCAUAGCAAAAGUAUCCACCAAUAACACUUAGCGGUUGAGGUCAGGCAACAUGAUCUUCAGGUACUGGAGAGCCGUGUUGAUGGUCUUCCUGCUCAUAAACUUCAACUCCUCCACGUCCUUUCAAAACGACUCAUGCACUCAAGAAAUUCCAACGUUCGCUUGCUCAGAUGAUAUACCUCUUCUCAUUGUAGACUUCGAUCAGGUUUCUAUGAAUUCAUGUGGCGGCCACUAUCACCCCUCGUUGUUGAAGUCCAUCGUCGGUGUUACAUGGGAGGAUGCUGAUGAAGAGAAGAACUACGUGGUGAUGAUGGUCGACCCUGAUGCCAAGGGGCUGCAGGGCGACAAUGUUUUUAUCCACUGGAUGCGAUGGGGGAUCAAGGGAGUUGAUAUUGUGCUGGGGAUGCAGGUCUCAGGGAAGGAGAACGCGAAGUACAUUCCGCCGAACCCCAAACCCGGAGCUAAGGCCCACCGCUACUCCAUCUACCUCUAUGAAGAGAGCCUCAGUCCCAACCCAGAGUUCCAGCCCCUUCCUAGGGAGAUCAAAAAAAGGAAGGAGUUUGACAUAAUGAAAUACACUAAGGACUUUAAAUUUUGCGGACCGCUCGCACACAACAUAUUCUACGCUAACCUUUAAGAGAAGCUUGUGCACCAUACAACUCUGUACUGAGUCUAGUUGUGAUUUAGUUUCACUUUAUUUUCCAGAAGGAAAGACAUCCUGCUGAUGAGAAAAUACGGCUUUAAUAUUGGAAAACUAAUAUAUUUUGACAUUUAAGAGCUUUUCUUUAUUUCCUGGUCAAUAAUUUAUCUUCACAUUCACUAAUAUGUUAAAUAGUAAGCCAAUCUUAUGGUGACUUAAUCUGUCAAUAACGUGUACAUAUCAGAUAUUUGUUUAUUGUGCGGGUGUUGUGUUGCUCGUAGAUACAUCGCUUUUCUUUACACACAUGUUUCAACCUUAAUAGGCAUUAUGUCUCAAUGAAAUGUUAUGGAUUUUUCUUAUGUUGGAUAUUACG